Molecule: messenger RNA, 423 nt
Organism: Symbiodinium natans
Lineage: Eukaryota; Dinophyceae; Suessiales; Symbiodiniaceae
Source: the annotation of a GenBank genome assembly
AUGGGAUCGAAGUGCUGUUCGGGGGAAGAGGCCUCGGAUCAGCACGAUGGUCGCGGCGAGCGCGUGCACGCUGCGAGUUAUCGCGAAGAGGUCGUCAAGGACGAGAACGCGCAGGGUCUCUCCAUCUCGGCUCUUACGCGGAAGGGCCCCGAAACGAAGGAUGGCAAGGAGUUCACCGUGAGACUGAAAAAGACUCUCGAGCAAACACGGCUGGGGAUCGAUGUCGACCUGACUGAUGGUCUCGGGGUCGUCGUGGAACAGGUCAACCCAGGCCUCAUCAGGGACUGGAACCAGGCCCAUCCAGAGCUGACACUGCAGCGAGGGGACAGGAUAAUGAAGGUCAACGGCAUCUCGAAUGCUACCGAGAUAACGGAGAUCUGCAAGAAAGAAGAUGAGCUGGAACUCACGGUGUCCCGGAAGUGA